Juglans regia (Persian walnut) is the source of this 2234-nucleotide messenger RNA. Its product is annotated as wall-associated receptor kinase-like 22. Lineage: Eukaryota; Viridiplantae; Streptophyta; Magnoliopsida; Fagales; Juglandaceae. The record is from RefSeq and is a predicted model, not a curated record. Gene Ontology annotation, cellular component: plasma membrane. Gene Ontology annotation, biological process: protein phosphorylation; cell surface receptor signaling pathway. The transcript has 3 exons. The coding region runs from base 341 to 2152 and encodes 603 amino acids. Gene Ontology annotation, molecular function: calcium ion binding; ATP binding; protein serine/threonine kinase activity.
UGCAUUCGUGCGAGCAUCGAACGUAAUAAGCAGUUCAUGUCCAAAAGACUGUGGGAAUAACGUUAGCAUUCCAUACCCUUUUGGAAUCGGAGAUGGUUGCUACGUCGGAGAUUGGUUUGAAAUAGUCUGCAGAAAUUACUCUUAUGAUCUGGGAUUUCCAAAGCCCUUUUUGAAGAGGUUCAACUUGGAGGUGCUGGAGAUUAACAUAGAUUUACCAGGCACAGUUCGCGUCAGCUAUCCCAUAUUUUCGAGCUGUUCCAAUGUCACGAACAGCACUAAUAAUCUGGAGUUAGGGAAAAGUCCUUUCAUCUUCUCCUCCUACAACAACAGCUUCGUUGCCAUGGGUUGCAACAACUCUGCCUCCAUGUGGUCCUUUCCCGAUGACUCGGUUUCAUAUGGUGGGUGCAAAUCCCCUUGUGACAGAGCUCCAUUCAAAAAUGGAAGUCUUUGCAUGCGCAACGCCACAAACUGUUGCCAAACUACAAUCCCUUCUAAUCUCCAUGCUUUCUCUACAACUAUAGAGCCGAAAAAUAAUGGCAGUAGUGAGUGCAACUAUGCAUUUUUGAUAGACCGGAAUUGGUUUGAGACCAAAUUUACAGAGCCGAAUCCAAAUAUGUCUGUUCCAGUGGUAUUGGAAUGGGGGAUUGACAAUACUUCUUUCUAUUCUCUUCCCAUACGGAAAAACUCGACGGCAAGGGAAUUCAAGAACUCAACCUAUUCUUGUUAUCGACUGAUCUCGAGGAUGGGAGACCUUGGUACUCCUAGGUGUGGGUGCGAGAAUGGCUAUAGUGGAAAUCCCUACCUUCUUGGAGGAUGUCGAGAUGUUGACGAAUGUGAAGACCCUCGCCUCAACCAUUGUACAAAUGAUAUUGCACGCUGUGAAAAUACUGAAGGUUAUUACCGUUGUGUUCCUCCUAAGAACAAGAAGCCUUUCAUAAUCAUAGGUGUUAGCACAAGCCUUGGUGUAUUAUUUCUGAUUUUCGGUGGAUGGUGGUCAUACAAAGCGAUAAAGAAAAGGAGGAGGGUUAAACGCAAGGAGAAGUUCUUCAAACAAAAUGGUGGACUACUGCUAGAGCAACAACUAUCUACAAACAACAAAGACAAUGUUGAGAACACCAAAUUGUUUAAUUCAAAGGAAUUGGAGAAGGCCACUGAUCGUUUUAGUAAGAAUAGAAUAAUUGGGCAUGGUGGACAAGGCACUAUUUACAAAGGUAUGUUGGCUGAUGGAAGAAUUGUUGCAAUAAAAAAAUCCAACAUAAUAGAUGAAGAGAAACUUCAAGAAUUCAUAAAUGAAGUUGUGAUUCUUUCACAAAUUAAUCACAGGAAUGUGGUUAAGCUGCUUGGUUGUUGUUUGGAGACAGAAGUUCCGCUUCUAGUUUAUGAAUUCAUUCCUAAUGGAACUCUUGCCCAAUAUCUCAAUGGCCAAAAUGAGGAGUUUCCACCAACAUGGGAUAUGCGUUUACGAAUUGCUUUAGAAGUUGCAGGGGCUCUUUUCUACUUGCAUUCAGCAGCUUCUUCACCCAUUUACCAUCGCGACAUUAAGUCUACAAACAUCCUCUUAGAUAACAAGUAUAGAGCAAAAGUAGCAGAUUUUGGAAUUUCAAGAUCUGUUGCUAUCGAUCAAACUCAUCUAAGCACACUAGUACAUGGAACUUUUGGAUAUGUAGACCCUGAGUAUUUUUGGUCAAGCCAAUUUACAGAUAAGAGUGACGUUUAUAGUUUUGGUGUUGUUCUAGCUGAGCUCUUGACCGGAGAAAAAGCUAUCUCAUCAUCAAGAACUCGAGAUACCAAAAGUUUAGCUGCAUUUUUCGUUAGUUCAAUGGAAGGGAACAAUUUAUUUGACAUCCUUGAUAAUCGAGUUUUGAAGGAAGCAGAAAAAGAAAAAAUCAUUGCGGUUGCAAACCUUGCAAAAAGAUGCUUGAACUUGAACGGAAAGGAACGACCUUCAAUAAGAGAAGUUGCGAUUGAAUUGGAGGCCAACCAAAUGUCGCCAAAAGCUUUUAACCUUCAGCAAAAAUAUGGAGAGAUUGAAGACAUCAGAACAGAAAUAUACGAGCAAGAUGAUGUUGUUUCAAUAUCAACAACGUCAGGUAUGGAUAGUGUCAUCACGACCUCAUCUUUAAAUUCACAGCCAUUAUUAUUAUCUUCUUAAUCAUCAGGUGAUGUUACACCUUGAUUUGUGUUGUAUUGUUUGCUCAAUUUCAUCUUGUAAGCUCCAUAAUUUGCACUUUUCA